Molecule: messenger RNA, 291 nt
Organism: Bacidia gigantensis
Lineage: Eukaryota; Fungi; Ascomycota; Lecanoromycetes; Lecanorales; Ramalinaceae
Exons: 2
Coding region: 1-291 (96 amino acids)
Source: RefSeq, a predicted model, not a curated record
AUGUCUGAAAACAGCAACACCGGCGACGCGUCUAUGCUGCGUGGCCAUGCGAACUACGUCGCCGGCGCUGCCAAGGAGGCCAUCGGCUCAUAUACCUCGACUGAUAUGCAGAACGCUGGCGCGUCGGACAAGCAGGCUGCAGUGGAUGAGAUGAGGGCGGCCAAGUCACAGAGUGAUGCUCAAGGAGGCGAACUGAACAAAAAUAGUACAUUGGGCAGCGUGGAGCAGAAGCUUGGAAGUGCAACGGGUUGUGAGGGCAUGGAGGAUGAGGGGGCGAAGAGGCAGACUUAA